CGGCGAGGGCGGCGGAUGCGCAGACAUUGCCCCGCCGCGGCGCCGCCGGUUGUCCCUGCGCCCCGCGGCGGCGCGCAAGGACGCGCAGUUGCUCGCGUGGCGGGAGGAGCGCGUCCGGGCGGCCAUGGCGGCGGAGGAGGAGCGGCGGUGUGCCUCGGAGCGGGCGGCGGCGGCGGCGGUGGCGGCGGCGGAGCGCCGGAGGAGCGAGCGGGUGGCGCUCGCGGCGGCGGGUGGCGCUCGCGGCGGCGGCGGCGGCGAGGCGGGAGGAGCAGCGGGCCGCGGAGGCGGCGGCGGAGCGGGAGGCGGCGGAGCGGGCGGCGCUCGCGCGGGCAAAGAGCGGAGGCACUUUUCUGCGAGCUGCAAAGAGCGGCGUCGAUCUCGCCGCGCGGAGAGCGCACGACCAUGCCGUCGCCAUGCGCCACCGGCGCAGGCGCGAGGCGGGCGGCGAGCAAGAGGCGGAGAGGCGCGCCCGCUUGCGCGCCCGCUUGGCGAGUCUGGAGGAGGCCUCGAGACCAGACUUGUCGCGCGCGCAGAGGGACGGGGCGCGCGCACGUACGCAGCCGACCGCGGCGGUGCGGGCCCGCCGGCUGCUGUGCGAGCAGGAUAGGGCCGAACCAGCCAGCUCCGGACGGCCGCCGCCGCCGCAGAGCACAGGCCGCAGGGCAACUCCGUCGUGGCGCGCGGGACUGGCAUAGAGACAGACCACGGGUGGUGGCGAGACGGUACACCGGUUACCGCGUGUCGGGGGCUGGGGGGUUGGGGGGUCUCUUCCGGAACCGGGGGCGCAAAAGCGGCAGCAUGAACACCAUGAUGCAUGUCAA
Molecule: messenger RNA, 821 nt
Organism: Emiliania huxleyi CCMP1516
Lineage: Eukaryota; Haptophyta; Isochrysidales; Noelaerhabdaceae
Exons: 4
Source: RefSeq, a predicted model, not a curated record